UUAGGCUUCGUUUAAAUGAAAUAUUUGUCGACGGAAACUUUGGCUUUCCCAAAAGCCUGGUAUCGAAAGGCCAUUUGGAAGCGUAUGUUCUUGGGUGACCAAGGAAUCUCUGGUCAUUCAAUUUUCUCUGAUCAAGAUUACAAUUUAUCUUCAUCUUCAUCUUCCUCGCCAUCAACAUCAAGUUCAUCAACGAGUAUUAAUGAAUCAGGUUUACCAACUUCGUCCAUCAAAACCUCAGGUCAUUUUAAUAAAUCUCCAAAUAGUCGAGGUAGAGAUUCAUUAUGGUUAAAUAUUCAAGAUACUGAUGUUCAUCGUUCUCAACAUGCAAGUUCAUCCCAUCGCAUUAAACACUCUCACUUGCACUCAUCAGUCUCAUCGGAAGGUACAAAUCAACAACAACGACAGAUCAUGAAUGCACCUUGGAAAACUUUGAUUCUUUUCGGUGUUAACCUUUGUAAACUUAAUGUUCACAUGAACAUGGCCAAUGUUAUGGGUAAUACUAGUUGGUUGACUCGAGGUUUCCGUUCAGAGGGAAGAGUGUCGAUCGACUCAAAUGGUCAUAAAAGUGUCAAUGUUAGUCUGGGUUUGGAUGGUUCCUCCUUGGAUGCCAAGGGUGGUAUUAUCGGUGGUAUUUUUGAAAUUUCCCAAAUUCAAACGAAAGUAAAUAUUAAGGAAAAUUAUGGCAAAGAACCAGAUCAUAUGAUCACAUUGAAAUUAGAUGCACUUGAGAAGCGUCUUGAUUAUAUGGGAACAUCAAUCUUAAUGUUGCGAAUGUCUGAUCUUGAUUUAACACUUCGAGAUGAAUGGAGGAUCGAUGCUGGUGCCAACAGUGGUUCUAAUCACCCAACCAAACGACCUGCUUGUAUUUUUAUCCAUUGUAAUCUGGCCUGGGAUCAAUUACAAUUGUUAAUGUCCAAAUCAACGACUCCUGAUAUUAUGAAGAUCAUCGCUAAGCUUGAAGAGUUUUUCAGUCAACAAUUUCACAAUUCGAAAAGGGUUUUUUCCUCUUCCGGUGUUACCUCUUCCUCUUCAACUAAUAGGAAUUCAUUCAAGAAGGAUAAAAGUACCAGAGGAUCGGGCAUAGUUAAACCCUCUACACCAACAUCAACAUCCAGUGGUUCGGGUUUAGUUGAUUCUGGUUCACCGAGUAAUGAGAUUUAUCGUCAUCAUCGUCAUUGGCAGAAAGUUUUGCGUCUUGUAUCGGGUGCAUCUCUAUCCACCCUUUGUAAUCCUCUGCCCACCAAGGGAACUAUUCUUGGUGGUACCUUUGAACUUAUUGGGAACAAUAUUUCAUUGGCCUGUUUUUAUGGAAUCAAUUUCCGUUCCAAGUCAUGGGGACUUUUCUCCAUGUUGAAACCAUCAAUUUCCUUUGCAUCGGAAGCUCAAGAUGUGGUCAACAAUGAGACAGGUUCAUCGGACACUCAUAUAAUUCAAAAUUUUACCUUCUCUCUUGGUCGCCGCGAUCGUCGUCGAGAUGUUGAUGAGGCCACUUUUUCGGUUGAUUGUUUUCACGCUCAACAUUCCAACAUGGCCACUGUUUGUAAAAUUUCACGAACCGUUAUGUUCCCACCGCAAUUUAAAUCUCUCCAUGAAUGGUUUCAGUACACUUUCGCUGGCUCAGAAUUAGAUCAAAUUAAUCGGUUCCCAGUUAUUGAAUUUGAACGAUCUGGUGAUGGUUUUGGUUCCGCUGCUUCAGCUGCAUCAGGGGAAUUUCAUUCUCGACGAUUCUCCGUUAACCCGAAAAGUAAUGAAUGUCAUCACUCUAAGGAGGUCAUUUUCGCUCUGCCCAGUUUCCAAAUGGAUCUGAAAACUGAACAUCUUCAAGGUAUCAGGCCACCAUUGGCAAUAGAUCCAAAGCCAAAGGUUGAUUGUACUUUUGUCACCGAUUUUGAUGACCACAUUUUCGUCGCCGUUGAUGCAGAGGCUUUUUUCCUCCACGAAUUGAUUACCAGCUAUUUCAAAGAGAAACAGAUUUACUUUACUCGAAGCUCAACUGGAGCACAGUUAAUCGAUAAACCUGAACAAUUGAUGGACAAUAAGUCCAAUUUAUCCUCCAACGACAAUAAAGAUACACCAAUGUCAUCUGAAGCCUCUGCUGGAUCUUCAUCAGCACAAUCAAUUAUUUACGAACGAGAUUUUCGUGACUUUCAAUGUCAAACUUGGCAUUUGGAGCCAACAGUUAGGCUAAUUACAUGGGCCGGUAAAAACCUCGAACCAUAUGGAGUUGAUUAUAUCCUUCAAAGACUCGGUUUUGCCCAAGCUCGAACCACAAUCCCGAAAUGGAUACAACGAGGAGCAAUGGACCCACUUGAUAAAGUCCUUUCGGCAAUAAUGUUCAGGGUCAUCUCGGCAUCUAAAAAUGAAUCAUUGCCAAGCUCAAGAUGAUGACCAAUCAAUCCAAUGACCAGAUAACAACUAU
Molecule: messenger RNA, 2419 nt
Organism: Panonychus citri (citrus red mite)
Lineage: Eukaryota; Metazoa; Arthropoda; Arachnida; Trombidiformes; Tetranychidae
Product: bridge-like lipid transfer protein family member 1
Biological process (GO): synaptic vesicle endocytosis
Source: RefSeq, a predicted model, not a curated record